GAGUACAUACUACUACUAUAUUAGUAACAAACACAAACUAUAGUAGAGGCCAAAAUGAAUAGGGUCACCUUGUCGAAAACCUCUGCAGGCGGCAAGCCACCGCAAUUGGCGGGGGAGCAAUGGCUUGACGAUGCUUGCAUUCUUGACAUGGAUUACUUUGUCAAGACCCUAGCCGGUAUCAAGUCCAAGGGGGUCCGACCCGACCUUAUCGGGUCGAUCAUAGCCCACUACGCGUCUAAAUGGGUCCCCGAACUAUCCGAGACUAGGGAUACCGGCCCGGUGCCCGACCCGUCAGCCUCACCGGAGACGACGGUGACGUCUGCAUGGCGGAAGAAGCGGUUCUUCGUCGAAACACUAGCCGGGAUCCUCCCACCGGAAAACGACGCCGUCCCAUGUAACUUCCUACUUAGGCUACUAAGGGUGGCGAAUAUGGUAGGGGUUGAGUUAACCUACAAAGAAGAGCUAGAAAAGAGGGUUUCAUGGCAAUUAGAUCAAGCUACAUUGAAGGAGAUAAUGAUACCUUCAUUUAGCCAUACUUGUAGUACGUUGCUUGAUGUGGAGCUUGUAAUGAGGUUAGUGGAGAGAUUUAUGGGGUUAGAUGAAGGUGUUAGAGGUGGUGCGCCGCUAAUUAAGGUGGCGAAGUUAGUGGAUUGUUACUUGGCUGAGGUGGCGAUGGACUCGAAUUUGAGAUUAGUGGAGUUUAUUCAGCUUGCUGGUGCUCUUCCUCCUCAUGCUAGAGCCAUUGAUGAUGGACUCUACCGGGCUGUUGAUACUUAUCUCAAGGCGCAUUCUGGGGUAACGAAGCAAGAAAGGAAGCUUCUAUGCAGAUUAAUCGACUGUCGAAAACUAUCUCCAGAAGCAUGCUUACAUGCAUCACAGAAUGAACGAUUGCCUGUAAGAGCAGUACUACAAGUCUUGUUUUCUGAACAGAACAAGAUAACCCGACAGCUGGAAUGGAGCGGCCCGUUAUAUACGGAUAGAAGCCCAAACUCUAAUAAAAUAGACGGGUCGGGCCGAUGCCACUCGAAAAGAGAGGUUUCAGCCCAACAUAUGGAGAUCAAGAGGUUGAAGGAAGAUGUUGUCAGACUUCAGAAUCAGAUAAACAUGAUGCAGAAUCAGAUUGAGAAAGUUGGUGAGAAGAAGAAAGGAUUUUUUAGGUGGAAGAAAAUUUUAAUUCCUGGUUCAAGUACUAGUGUUGCAGAUGUAGGAAAGAGGGAUUUUGAGGAAGUUGGGUUUGGAAGGCAUACCCCACUUACUAAGGGUAAGACCUCACAUAGAUGGAGGAAAUCUCUUUCUUGAUUAAUUAAUUCUUGUUUAUUUUACACUCUAUAAAGUAUGUUUUUUUUUUUUAUUUACUAUAUGUAAUAAAAUUUGUGUAUGUAGUACUAGAUUGUGAAAUUUGAAGAAUUUGUAUGUCAAUCAGAAAGCAAAGUGACAUUACCUUACAUGAAGUUUAUGCAUGCUUAUUAACAACAAAGUUGUUAUGCUA
This is a messenger RNA of Spinacia oleracea (spinach), 1489 nucleotides long. Its product is annotated as root phototropism protein 3. The transcript is spliced from 2 exons. NCBI's taxonomy places the organism in Eukaryota, Viridiplantae, Streptophyta, Magnoliopsida, Caryophyllales, Amaranthaceae. Bases 55 to 1299 code for a protein of 414 amino acids. The record is from RefSeq and is a predicted model, not a curated record.